UAGAUUUAAAGCUGCCCUGAGAAUUUUCAAUCAAAUAUUAGGCUCUAGACUAGAGACUUCACUUUGUCACAUUUAAAUGUGGAUAUUAGGGAGUGUAAAUUUUAGACUGUUGAAAUUUGCACGUUAGCGGAUAAAAAGCGACUUGCUUUCCUUAUUUUUGAUAUUUUUCGGCCUAUAAAAGUACCGUUUAGACGAGCGCGGUGCCAACCAUGUCGUCUCGUUUCGAGGAAAAGUGCGGAAGGGGCAGUAGCGGAUCUAGUACCAGUGAUGACCUGUUGGUCGACCCCACCGAAAGUGAUUUUGCCCUGGAACUCAAGCCGGCCCCCAAGCAGACCUGUAUUCCGCUCCACCAGCGGCAACGGAUGGUCAGCUCGGCCACAAGCGUCUUUAAGCGAGACCUGGAGUAUACUGUGCCGGACAAGUCCUGGUCGGUUCUGUACAUCGGCGGCAAGGACAAGGGUCUUAAGUAGCGUCAUCGUCGGAGAACGCGCCUUCCUUGAAAUGCCAAAAAAUUCCAGUUAGCGUCACCACCACCAGUUUUAAUCGAUUGUCUGCAAACCGCCUGGCCCACUGAUUGACUUCCUCACCACCACAUUACUCAGUCAACCAUCAGAUAUCGUGCGAGAAAUAUGUUAUAAACAAAUUUUAAUUCGCCCUCGUGCCAGUGCA
Molecule: messenger RNA, 669 nt
Organism: Drosophila bipectinata
Lineage: Eukaryota; Metazoa; Arthropoda; Insecta; Diptera; Drosophilidae
Source: RefSeq, a predicted model, not a curated record